Labrus bergylta (ballan wrasse) is the source of this 2566-nucleotide messenger RNA. RefSeq names its product zinc finger, B-box domain containing (gene zbbx). Gene Ontology annotation, molecular function: zinc ion binding. The record is from RefSeq and is a predicted model, not a curated record. NCBI's taxonomy places the organism in Eukaryota, Metazoa, Chordata, Actinopteri, Labriformes, Labridae.
UUCCAUGUGAGCCAUGAAGAGAAAAAGGAGGGAAUGAUGGAAGAGAGGCCAAAAAGUGAUCGUGAGAGGGGAUUUUCCACGUUUCUGCUGAGAGGGGAGUUCAAUGAGGAGGAGUCUGCGAGAUCUUUCCAGGAGGCUCUCAGACAGUGGAGAGGAGAGAAGAGAGAUGUUGCAGGAGAAACCAUGAGUGAGGAGGCGAUGUGGACACCUGUCCGACCAGUGUCAGUGUCAGCCAUGGGGACACAGACUGGCCUGGCUUCAGACAGAGGAACCAAAGGACGAGGAAAAGGAGAAGGAGAAGACAGGGUACCUUUCAGGGUGGAGUUCACAGAAAACAGCCUUACCUACAUGGACAGAUUGCUUCUCAAAAAGCAUCGCAGAACACCGAUUGAAGCCCAUAGUCCAUCGUUGGCCUUUGAAUCAGAUUUAAAAUCACAACCUAACCCAGACACCGAGGAGGAGACUGCAAGCAGCCUUACAGCUGAGGAGGAGGAUUUUCGGCGCUACUUUGCAUCCUUGUUUGCUGUCCCUCACAGCAGGGGUAGGACUGAUCCUCAGACGACCACACCUGAAUCGUGUCUCAUCAUAGAAGUCCUGGAUGAAAGAGACAGAGACAUAGGUGGAGUUUUCAUUCGUCAACAGAGGAAAGACAACAAUGGAAAGUUUUCCCCUGGUCAGCAAGUCCUCAGUAAUGGAAGAGCAACAGUUCCCCAAACACCCUUAACCAAUGCGUCAUCCUCUGAAAGUAAGUCAUCUGCAUGCUCCACUGCUGAGACUCCAAGGGCUUUAAAGAAAUCAAUCAAGACACCGACCAUAAUGUCACACAAGCCUUAUUGCUCCCCCACAGUCUAUAAAUCAAAACCUGACUGUGGAUCACCCCAACUUAUGUCCUCUCUCUCAUUACAAGAUCAAACCAGGAUCCCUAUGUCCUCCCACUCUCCUACCUCUUUUCAGCCCGAUGUCUCUCCUUUGGCUAGUGCCACACCAACACUCCCAGAGGAGCCUCGCUCCCCUUCUCCUUCCAUAUCUUUUUCUCUUCGGUCUACAUUUACAGUAUCACCAUCAAGCUCCACUGAGUCACCAUUGCUGCCCACAGUUAACCAAUCGACCCCACCACAAAUAGGCUCAGACUCAUCUCUGUUACCAGUACAACCCCAAUCUUCCCAGUUAUUCUCACAGUCAGUCUCAUCAGUGAGGCUUUCCCAAUCAUCCCCAAGCAAUCUACUGUCCCAAAGGCAAUCCCAGCAGUCCCUUUGUGACCCUGAGUUUCUCCUAUCACACCAUCAACUCCAGCUGCCUCAGUCACCUGUGUCUCCCAGCCCAAACCCGCCACCAAGAACACUGGAACCAUGUCAAGCUGUAAGACCCCCUCCAGGUGCUUAUUCAAGACAUGCGUCUACUCCAACAAAUCAGGAUACUCCAAUUGUUAUGUCCUUUACUUCUAUCUCUGGUGACCAUGAAUCUACUGCAUCACAACAGGAUACUCAGUGUAUCCCAUCACUUCUAUCACACAACUUCGUUGUCUCCCAGGAUUCUCCUUUGGCUUUGAAAGUGGAGGAGGAAGAGGAGGAGGAGUUAUCAAUAGAUAGUGGAGAUGACAUGUCCAGCGAUAGCCUUGGUCUGGCUCCACAUGAGGAUGACUCUUCAGACGAAGACACACAAAUGCAUGGACGUUUAAUGAGAGAGGAAACCAGAGAAGAAGAGCGAGCAUAUCUUGCCAUAUCUCAUCCAGAUGAUUCCCUUGUUGCUGCAGAAAGAGAAAAAGAAUUGCAGACCGAUGAGCAAGAACAGCUGUCAGAACCAGCCAUGGUGAUGCAAAGGCGGAGUGUUGGGUCUGGAUCAGAGCAGUUCUGUGAUCUGGACGGCUUUCUGCCUCUGGGUUUGGACAUAAAUUCUGGUCACUCCGACACAGCAGAUCACACACACCGUGACUCACUGCACACAAGCCGAACUUCCCUAAAUGAGUCAGAGCUUGCAGAGUCAGAAGAUUUUGGGCCAAGCAGCAGCCUCACUUCCCGCACUGAGGAACACCUGGCUAUCAGGUUGAUGAAGGGCAGCCACACGCAGCCAACUGAAAUUAAAAUUCGCUCUACCACACCCACCAGGAGAGGAGAAAUAUCAGCAACUGAACUAAGAACAUCUGUUUUAGGUCCAGUGUUGUCCCAGGCAGCAAAGGAGAUCCUGGAGAUCUGUUGUGUGGACAAGGCUGGCUGUGAGGACCCUGACCUGGAUAAUGACACAACUGAGAAUACUCUACAUGAUCUAGAGCAGGAACUUAGACUCAUGACCAAAGGGAAGCAGAACUCCAUAUUGGGUUCAGAAAAACAUGGAAGUCAAGGACAGCAUGGAGAGCAUCGUCUCACACCGGGCAGAGUCAGAGAGGAACAAAAGGAUGAGGAGGCGGCAGCACAGAGAGACCAACAGAGUGUCCUCUUACUACCCUGAGAUAUUCACACAAACAUGCACAUAAACACACUUGAUUGUACAAACACAGCAUAAAAACAAGAUGUGAAUAAUUGAAUUUGAACAAAAUAAAAGUGCUUUUGAAAGCGGGGCUAAAUAUUGA